This is a messenger RNA of Aquila chrysaetos chrysaetos, 3802 nucleotides long. RefSeq names its product ELAV like RNA binding protein 4 (gene ELAVL4). Bases 262 to 1377 code for a protein of 371 amino acids. NCBI's taxonomy places the organism in Eukaryota, Metazoa, Chordata, Aves, Accipitriformes, Accipitridae. Gene Ontology annotation, molecular function: RNA binding. The record is from RefSeq and is a predicted model, not a curated record. Gene Ontology annotation, cellular component: ribonucleoprotein complex. The transcript is spliced from 7 exons.
CUGCGCAAUAGGUAUGGUAAUUUUAAAAGAGGGUGAUUUAUAUGAGCUUCAGUAAAUGCUGCAUAUUGUAUUUCAAAGAGUUUCCUGUCAUGACCUCAUAAAAAGAGGAGGAGGCUUGUAUGUGUUGCAGCGCCUAGUAUAUGUCGAUUUUGUUGCAUCGUUGGGCAGCAGCGCUGUAAGAAGGAAUGUCAGCUUUUACAUAACGCUCUUUUUGCUUUUGACUCUGUGAGGGGCUGUAAGGGUCCAUCUUUGUGAUCACAGAUGGAGUGGAAUGGCUUGAAAAUGAUAAUUAGCACCAUGGAGCCUCAGGUGUCGAAUGGCCCUACUUCCAAUACAACCAAUGGACCCUCCAGCAACAGUAGAAACUGCCCUUCCCCCAUGCAGACAGGGGCUGCUACAGAUGACAGCAAAACCAACCUCAUAGUCAACUAUUUACCCCAGAACAUGACCCAGGAGGAGUUCAGGAGUCUCUUUGGGAGCAUUGGUGAAAUCGAAUCCUGCAAGCUCGUGAGAGACAAAAUUACAGGGCAGAGUUUAGGGUAUGGAUUCGUUAACUAUAUUGAUCCAAAGGAUGCAGAGAAAGCCAUUAACACUUUAAAUGGACUCAGACUCCAGACCAAAACCAUAAAGGUGUCGUAUGCCCGUCCAAGUUCAGCAUCAAUCAGAGAUGCGAACUUGUAUGUCAGCGGCCUUCCGAAAACAAUGACCCAGAAAGAAUUAGAGCAGUUAUUCUCACAAUAUGGGCGCAUCAUCACCUCACGGAUUCUGGUUGAUCAAGUCACAGGGGUUUCUCGAGGUGUGGGAUUUAUCCGUUUUGAUAAGAGAAUAGAGGCAGAAGAAGCCAUAAAGGGACUAAAUGGCCAGAAGCCCAGUGGUGCUACAGAACCAAUUACUGUGAAGUUUGCCAAUAACCCCAGCCAGAAAACAAGCCAGGCACUCCUUUCACAGCUGUAUCAGUCUCCCAACAGACGCUACCCUGGACCACUUCACCACCAGGCUCAGAGAUUCAGGCUGGACAAUUUGCUUAAUAUGGCCUAUGGCGUAAAGAGGUUUUCUCCGAUCACAAUUGAUGGUAUGACGAGCCUUGUUGGAAUGAAUAUCCCUGGUCACACCGGGACUGGAUGGUGCAUCUUCGUCUACAACUUGUCUCCUGACUCAGAUGAGAGCGUGCUGUGGCAGUUGUUUGGUCCCUUUGGAGCAGUCAAUAAUGUCAAGGUGAUCCGUGAUUUCAACACCAACAAGUGCAAGGGAUUUGGCUUUGUCACCAUGACCAACUACGACGAAGCUGCCAUGGCGAUUGCCAGCCUUAAUGGAUACCGUUUAGGAGACAGAGUAUUGCAAGUUUCCUUUAAAACCAAUAAAACCCACAAAUCCUGAAUUUCAUAUCCUUACUUACUAAAAUAUAUAUAUAUAAAUAUAUAUACGAACAAAACAAAAAAAAAAAACUCUUCAAGGCUUAUAUUCAACCAUGGACUUUAUAAGCCAGUGUUGCCUAAGUAUUAAAACAUUGGAUAUCCUGUGAGGAACAGGAAAGGAUUUUAUAAUGCUUAGAAAAAAAAAAAAACCUUUGAUGCAUUGAAUGUUCUUUCAUAGCUGUCGUUGUUGAAUAUAAUAUACAUAGAUAACAAUGUGCAGGGAUUUUUACCCGGCCAGCUAGUUUUACUACCUUCCUUGAAGGUGGGUCUUUUUAAGAUGACCAUUCACUCAUUUGAAAAAAUAAUAAAACAAAAACAAUUUUUACGAACUAAUGGGAUUAAAAGCAAGAAAAAAUUUUUGUUUUUCUUUUCUUUUUUCAAAACAUUGAUUGAAUCAGAUUGGUAAACCCCCCACAUAAAUUAAAGAGGAACAAUAAAAAUUGCAAAAAGAGGAACAUAAUUUUGCAACUUUUUUUAUUUUUCCUUUUUUCUUUUGUAUCAUGUGAACUAAACAGUCUUCUGUUAGGGAAUGGGGUAAAGGGGGAUACCUGAUGACAUAACAAUUUAAAUAACAUUAACAAUGUUGCCAAAGAGGUGGUCUCUUUGCUGAAAAUGGGUUUCAAGAAAAAUCUAUUUUUAUAAAAUAUAAAGAAUUUUUACAAGAGAAUCUGGAUUUGAGAAAAAAUAUUUUGACUGGCUAAUUUAGGGGAAAUUGACAACUUUGUCAUGUUCAUACUGCACUGGUAACUUUUUAGAGAUCAAGAUGUGUGUUUUAAACUGGAUUAGUAGAUUGUUUUUUGAAGGAUGGGCUACAAACAGAUGAUCUUCGUAUCUUUUCAUAGCAUGUAAUAAAAAUAUUAAAUACAGUACGGGAGAGUGUUCUUCCCAGGCACGCAGUUACCCACAGUCAAAACCCAAAAGCAAGGAGAUGAGUUGCAAGACGGUUUUUCUUUAAGUCAUCAGUAUGGGAUAUCAGCAGAACAAAAGUUAAAAAAAAUUAAUUUUUUGAUCAAAAACUUCCUUGGUUUGAGCAGUAGGUGCUACAAAAUUAUUUACAUAUCUUAGUAUCAUAGUUAAAUGUAAUGUGUUUAGAAAAAAUACAUUUGCUUUAAAUUUGUUAAGAAUUUUCAAAUUCACUUUAUAGCCCAAGCUAAUAUAAUUGGGCUGUGUUGGCACAUUUGGAACACUGUUUAUGUUGCUUGAAACACUUAUUUAUUUAAUUGCCGAUGUGAUGCAUAUGGCCAAAAUCAAAUAUAGCUAGUUUGGCUAGUCUACUUAUUUGUUUACUUAAACUAUGGGAAGAAGCAUAUUAUUGUGUCAUUUUGUUGUGUGUGUAUGUGUAUAUAUAAUAUAAAUAUAUAUAUAUAUAAAGUUAUUUUUUCUUUUGGUUAAUUUAUUAUAAGUUGUAACACUUUGCUAGUUUUGUUUGUAUAUGUCUUAAAAUGUUUUCUUAUGAUACUUAAGUGACAGAGGUAUCAAGGUAACUUGUGUAGAAAUAUUGUUUGAUAUAUUGUCAUGUUUGUUGUGAAUAUUUUUUCUUACUGCACAGUAGAAAAGAAAACAACUGGGUCUUUAUUUUAAUGUAAUUCAGAUUGGGGAAAACAGAGCUAAGGGAACAAAAUGACUGAGGGGGUGCUCUCCCAUGUCCAGUGCACUGAUCAUUUUAGUAUGUUUGUGCUUUGUAUGGUUAUAUAUUUAAAACAAAAAAGGGUCAUGCUCUUCCCUGAGUACUAGAAACAGUUACUCGCUAUGCAUAAUCUAGUUGAUAGUUAAAUUUGCUAUUGCUUUUCUUGUCUUGUUAUAUAAAAUCUUUUCAAUACAAGUUUAGUCUUAAUGGUAAUAAAACGUUAUGGUUAUUUAUAACUUGUGCUUAUUUUGUGCAUUUUUUCCAUGCUAUACCCACUAACUGCAUGUAGACUAAGUAUUGUUUUUUCACACUGAAGAGGCAAACUUUUGUAGUAGACAAAUAACUAAAGCAAAGGCUGCAUCAUAAUUUUAUCAGUUUUUUACUUUAACAAUGUUAGAUUUUAGUUUAAAGGAACACUCAUUCAAUGUUCAGGGAAACCUUUAUACAUCAUCUGCUAUGAAUGAGCGCAGUUUGCUGGGAAAGUUUUGAUGCAUUUGCUAAGCAUUAGUGGGGAAGGCAUGUCAGAAUCUUUUCUCUACGAUGUGUUUUACUAUCUGAAUAAUAAUAAUAAUUUAAAAAAAAUCUUUCUUAGGACCAGGCAGUUGUAUACUUUAGUUAUAAUGAAUGACUUCAUGUUAACCUUGCUAGUUUAGAUCAUUUCUGAGGGAAAGUAUUGUAAAUGUUUUUUUCAUAACCUUGUUGUGUUUGAAUUAUUUGUACUUUAAUUGUCCAGACAAUAAAUGAAAGUGUGUAGAAUGGC